Molecule: messenger RNA, 3675 nt
Organism: Haliotis rubra (blacklip abalone)
Lineage: Eukaryota; Metazoa; Mollusca; Gastropoda; Lepetellida; Haliotidae
Product: bifunctional coenzyme A synthase-like
Exons: 2
Coding region: 104-1717 (537 amino acids)
Biological process (GO): coenzyme A biosynthetic process
Molecular function (GO): dephospho-CoA kinase activity; ATP binding
Source: RefSeq, a predicted model, not a curated record
UCCGGAUUUUAAGAGUCAUUUCCGCUUCAUCAUGUGACCUUUGUAUCGUCUUGUUUAUACCUGCCGAAAAGGAUUCUUUGGCUUCAGUUGAAAAGACCCAAGCAUGGUUGCCACUGGUCUGCUUAUCCUGACACAGCCUCUCACAGUCCUGCGAGGACAGAUCCCUUCACUACUCCAGCGUGUGUCCCAAGUUGUGUCCGAUACACUCUAUGUUCAUCUCCAACCAUUCAAAACAACCAACUCUGGCACCAAGUUCCUUAUUUCUCCAGUCCCUGUUACUUCGGAGGUGAGGAAAGUUGUAAGGGACAUCUAUUCUGUUGGUGCCACCGUCUGCCGCCAAUUAGACAUCCGGGUCUUGCUGAGUCAUAUCACUAACCAGGAUGUGAAGCUAGCAACAUAUGCUUUACACAAGGGAUACAGCUUAGUAAUCCUCGACAACAAUCCAACAUCAAAUGAGUUAUCUAAAGACAGAGGAUUCCUUUUGGAACAAGUCAAGUCGUUAUUUUUGACAGAUGCAGAUGUCGACUGCCAUAUACUUGACCCCCAAACUAGUCCUACUUCCAGUUCUGGUCUCUCAGAUGAGGAUCCUGUUCUUACAACAUAUAAGAAUGUUGUAUUGGGGGGAACAUUUGACAGACUGCACGUUGGUCACAAGAUUCUGCUGAGUGAAGGAUGCAUUUUUGCAAACAAGAAGCUUACCAUCGGCAUCUCUGAUGGUAAGAUGAAUGACAAGAAAGUUGUUGGAGAGCUUAUGGAACCCCUGUCUGUCCGAACUGCAGCAGUUGAGGAAUUCAUAAAGGACGUAAAACCGACAAUUGUGCCAGAUGCUGUGACCAUUUAUGAUGUCUAUGGACCAACCAUUACAGAACCUGACUUUCAGUGCAUUGUUUUGAGUGAUGAGACCCAGAAGGGUGGUGCUAUAGUCAAUACAGAGCGAGAGAAGCGAGGGAUGAACAGACUUGGACAGGUAGUGAUUGAUCUGGUGGCUGACAACACCCACACCCCUGAUGAAGAUGAUAAAAUCAGCUCUUCUUCGCUUAGGAAACGUCUUCUUGGGACUCUACUGAAACCUGUUGUCAACUCCAACUUGCCUAAAUCACCAUACAGGAUUGGUUUGACUGGGGGUACAGCCAGUGGGAAGUCCUCCAUCUGUAGAAGACUUGAAGGAUUAGGUGCAGGAGUUGUGGACUGUGAUAAACUUGGACAUGAAGCUUAUAAACCGGGGACACCUGCCUAUGAUAAAAUCAAGCAGACAUUUGGGGAAGGUAUUGUCGGUUCAGAUGGUGAGAUCAAUCGGAAGAAGCUGGGUGGCAUAGUGUUUUCAGAUCGGAGUAAACUUGAUGAACUGAACAAAAUUGUUUGGCCAGAAAUUAUGAAGCUGGCUGAGGCAGAAAUUAGCAAGUUUGAGAAGAGUGGUAAGGAGGUUGUUAUUUUGGAUGCUGCAGUGUUGCUGGAGGCAGGAUGGGACAGUAGUGUCCAUGAAGUGUGGUCAACAUUUGUACCACGUGCAGAGGCGACCAAGCGUUUGAUGGAGCGGAACAGCUUGUCAGAAGAAGAAGCAGUGAAGAGAUUGGAUGCACAGCUGACUAAUCAGGAGCGACUUGCACAUGCUAAUGUAACCUUGUGCACACUGUGGGAGUAUGACCAAACACAGAGACAGUGUGAGAAGGCAUGGAAGCUGCUACAAGAAAGAAUCAACAAAGGAGCCAAGCUUUAGGAGAUUACACAGACAUGAUUGAAAUAGUUUUACAAGCCAAUUACGAAAUUGAAAUCCAGAAUAUUUUACAUGUUUACCAAGUUAUAUAGAGACACAGUUUCUGGUUUACAAUCAAAACAGACAAUUCUAAGAGUGAAACUUGUGACGACAGUGAUAACCCAGAAGCUAUAUAAAAAUAUUAGCGCAGUGGGCUUGCUUUUAUUGCUUUGCUGUCGUUGAUUGCACCAUAGUUUAUAUAUGGACCUUUGAAGACACUGCGUCAUCAUAAGGGGUGUUAUUAACUGAUCAGAUUUUAAAAGUUUUACAUAAUCUUUCAAAUUUCAUUUACUUUUAAUCACUGUUAAUCAGAUGUUUCUAUUUCUGACCUGGAAGCACUUCUUAACUGUGGUAGCCCAGUAAUGGUGUAACUAUACGGCAUAAUAAUAUUGUAUCACGAUGCAUACGAUUCAUUACAAAUUAUAUUGAACUGUGAAAAUAGCAGAAACUGUUCAAGAACUAGUUUAUGGAGAUUCUGUAGUAAUUCCUGGUUGGCACAGAUAACAAGAUCUGCACAGUGGCCCCAAGAUAUCAUGGUUCUCCUUCACAAUAUCCAAUCUUUUGUCAUCGAAAAUUUGUAAACAAAUGAUUCAGGGUCAUGAUCAUAUUGAUUCACCGGCAACAUGGGAGAUAAUGUGAGCUUAUCAAAUAAAUACUGUAUAGGCAUGUGAACCGUAUUUCACCCAUGUAAUUGGGAUAUAUAUAUAUAGUAUCACAGUGUCACUGUAUUGUUACACCUCAAUAGCCCAGGUGUAAACUGAUGUAAUGGAAUACAUCACUGCCAGUAUGUUUCCAAGAGUCUUUCUCUUUUAAGUGUUAAUGGGUUGCAUGUUUUUUGUUGUUUUUAAGAGACUGCAUUUUGAGGUUUGAGUGUGUAUAUGAGAAGGGAAUAGGGUAAAGUAUUUAAUCAGAGAAGUGCCCUAAGUGUAAUAAACUGUUAUUUGUUUGCUCACCCCAUGUUGACACGUUACUUUAGGUCACAGGCUAGGUUCAUCAGCUCUGGUACUUGGCGCCACUUUUAGGAGUCGUCUUGGAGCUGAGGGUCUUCUCCUUCCAACACUCCUGAAAACAUAUCUUCCAUUCAGGUCUUAGCUGUGCUUGCAUUCACAAGAGGCAUUUUAUUAUUUCAGGCUAAUGAAUAAGAGAUCCUGUGCUAUGAGAGAUUUUGGCGAUUGGGUCCAGAGUGUUUAUUAUACAUGUUAUAUUUGAAUGGAGGUGUAAUGCCCACCAGAUCAUGAAUGCAAGAUGGCUGGAAAACAAGAUUUUUGUUGAAAGUGGAAUAUUCUGUUAGUUACUGUUUGACUUUUAAAAUUAUCAUUGAAGGAUGUUUGUUGUUCCUGCUAAUUGUUACAGAUAUUUUAUUGAUGAAGAUAUCUGGAUACUGCAUACAUGUAUGAGAGUGAACUAAGGGAGACAAACCAAGUAAAAGGUUUGCAGUCCUGGUGUCAAGCAGUUAUUCAUCUUGCUUGACAUGUAUGUAAAACUUGGCGUGUAUGUCUUACAACAGAUUAUUAAAACAUAAUCCAGAGUGUGGAUGGUGGGUCACAUGAAAUAUUCUGUCUGAUGUUCCUUUCUUCCUCAUAUAUUGUAAGGGACAUGGAUGUCCUAGUUCCCAGUCGUCUUAGGCACCUCAAGUUGCCGACAGAAUUGCAUCCCUUGUGCUCCCCUAAAACCCGGGAUCAUAGGCUGAAUUGUGGGUUCAUCCAGUGUCUCUAGGCAUUAUAUAUACCUGUGCUUAUGGGUGUCACCAAAACUGGGAAUGCCUUCAUCGUAUCAUGAAUUGGGAAAGUACCAGAUUUUGAUCGUUUGAUCUGAGUUGUCAGUCACAUUCUAACAUGACAUUGAAGAAUCCUAUUGAUACCUCUAACUUGAACCAUUCCACACAAAUACUGAGGUUAUGAAUAAGACAUUUCCUGGACAUU